UCAAUUCCAUGUGACAAGAGGCAUUAUCGCGUCAUGAUACUGCGCACAGCAGUCCAGAUCCUGUGGAGUGAGAGAGGCAUGGCAGGAAAUACCUUUUCCCACGCGCGCACAUUGUCUUGAAAUAUGUGGCACGGCUCCUUUAAGAGAGCAAGUCGUUGUCUUGACGAGACGAGAGAAAGAGAGAGAGAGGUGAGCAGGAGAGAACAGUAGUGAGGAUCCGACAAGGGAACCUUCCGUUCCUGGUGGUGUAACGCGGAAAAGGUGUCAAGUUUUAAGGCCAAGUUGUGGAUAGACUAUUGUGAUUGUCUUAGCAACUUUCAGGCCUACCACGGAAAGUCCAGAAACUUUGAGAGAGUGUCAAGAGAUCCCUCAUUUGGCGAUGCGUAACGUCUCGACUCUCCUGCCUUCCUGACGUACUGACUGACGGAUAGACUUAUCUAUCGGCAGCUAGUCUGUAGUUGUUACUCCCCCGUCUGUGGGUUCCCGAACAUAACAUUUGUGUGGAAUUAACCCUGAAGACAUGACGUGGGGCACGGAUCUGUGGGACCAGUAUGAUAACAUCGACAAGCACACACAGUCAGGCCUGGACCUGAUGGAACGCUACAUCAAGUUUGUCAAAGAGAGGACAGAGAUAGAGCAAAGCUAUGCUAAACAACUCAGGUCAUUGACGAAGAAGUACUCGAGAAGAGGCAGCAAGGAAGAAGCUGAACUCAAGUACACCAAUCACCAGGCGUUUCAGGACAUCCUGACGGAGCUGAACGACUAUGCGGGCCAGAGGGAGGUGGUCGCGGAGACCAUGACGGUGAACAUAUGUGCAGAGCUGACGAAAAUACUACACGAACUGAAACAGGAGAGGAAGAGUUACCUGGCUGAUGCCAAGAAAGCCCAACAGAAUCUGGAGAGCACCUUUAAACAGCUGGAGAGUAGUAAAAAGCGCUUUGAGAAGGAGUGGAAGGAGGCGGAGAAGGCCAAUCAGCAGGCAGAGAAGGCCGAGCACGACAGCAGCAGCACCAAGGCAGACGUGGACAAGGCAAAGCAGCAAGCGCACAUGCGUACACACAUGGCGGACGAGUGCAAGAACGACUACGCAGCUCAGCUGCAGAAAUACAACAAGGAGCAGAACCAGUUUUACUACAGCGAAAUACCCGGCAUAUUCAACAAUCUUCAAGAUCUGGAUGAGAGGCGUAUCAGGAAGCAGGCUGAAGGUUAUGGUCUAUUUGCAGACACAGAAAAACAGGUCAUGCCCAUCAUCACUAAGUGUCUGGAUGGCAUCAACAUGGCAAGCAGCAAGACCAAUGAGAAACAGGACUCGCAGGUGUUUAUUGAGCAGCACAAGACGGGCAUAGUGCCCCCUGCUGACGUGGAGUUUGAGGACUACAGCCAGGGCAUCAAGGCAGCCUCCUCAGAAAACACUCUCAACACGCCCAAGGUCCGCAUCAAGGACUUCUUCAACAAGAGGAAACACAAGGUCCCGCCGGCUGAGGACUUCUCCCACCUGCCUCCUGAGCAGCGUAAGAAGCGACUUCAGCAGAAGGUCGACGACAUCGCCAAAGAACUACAGAAAGAGAUGGACCAAAGUGAUGCUCUUGAGAAGAUGCGAGGUGUGUAUGAGCAGAAUGCGGCGCUGGGUGACCCCUCGAGUCUGGAGCCCCAGAUACAGCAGACGGCCCAGAGCGUGGGCAGGCUGAAGGGAGAGCUGGCCAAAUACGAGACAUGGCUGGGAGAAGCUGGAGGUGCGCUGGAGCACAUCAGUGCCCAACUGAACAACAACCUCAACAGUUCAUCCGGUGGUAUAGUGCUAGCAGGCCCCACUCUAUCAACAGACCAGGCUGUGUAUGAGGAUGGCUUCUAUGAGGACUUUGACGAUGACGAACCCGAGGUGCCUCUAGGACAAUGCUUUGCCCUCUACAGCUUCGAUGGUUCCAGUGAGGGCACGAUCUGCGUUAAGGAGGGAGAGCAACUCAGCGUGAUGGAGGCCGACCAGGGAGAUGGUUGGAUGAGAGUGCGAAGGGUUAACGGAGACGAGGGAUAUGUACCCACAUCCUACAUCAAGAUCAACUGAGAGAGAGAGAGAGAGAGAGAGAGAGAGAGAGAGAGAGAGAGAGAGAGAGAGAGCAGCGUGCACAGAGAUUUAACAAAGAUCAACUGUGUGUGCAUGAGAGACAAGGGCUGUGUCCCGUUCCAUGAAAAUCAUGGUUUUAUUUUUUUUAAACAUUUUUCAAUGAAAUAUCCUACAUCAUAACUUGUACCAGUUUUAUAGCCAGGCCACGCCGUCCGAGUGACGCAACAUCUUCGGCGUUUCAACUAGUCAGGUCAAGAGCAAUUCAAGCUACUUUCUGAGUUCCCAGUCAACCAUACCGUUUGGGAAAUGUUAAUUGAUAUGCUCUUGGUCAGACCAAGUCUCAAAGAGAUUUGUACGUCGAUGAUAAUCAGGCUACCAGUUUUAGACAAGCAAAAUGUCACUUCAGUUUGUGAUAAACUGUCUUAACAACACUCCUCAACCUCUUCUUACACACGGGCCAGAUGGGAACGCAAUGAGUUGUUUUUUUUAAACCGAGUAUGAAACCCAUAUUGCAUAUUGCAUAUUGCUACCAUAGGCUACAGCAGUGUUUCUGUGAAAAUAUAAGGUCUCAUGGCAAUGUCAGGCUUGCUGAAAACAAUAACGAACACAUUCAGAAUACACAUUUCUGAAUGUGUAGUUGUUGAGAACAAAGUAUUCACUAAUGGCCGUGGGAUUCUCUUAUCAUGCUUAUCAUGCUUGUAGGCUACAUUUAAGAUUCAGAACUAGGUUAUUUGUAGACCUAUCCAAUUAAAUUUCCUGACUAUCUGAUUUAUUACCCCAGCUUUCCCCUCCUGUCGUUUGGUGUAUGAGCUGAAAGCAGCAAGUCAAUGCGUUACGCUCUGAACAACCACAGAAUAUUUUGCCAUUGCCAUGCCAUUGCGCACGUAUCAAAUGAAUGUUGUGCGCAAAACCAGUAUUCUAGCUCACUCAUGGAUGAUAUGGUAAUGGUUUUGGCCAUGUGUCUGUGACGCAGAUGUAAACAAAUCUGUUUUGGCUGUAACAAUGGAAACGCGAACAACAGCGUUCCAAAAUCUUCCCUCUCUGGAACCCAUUCUGCAAAAUUAUCGUUUAAGGCUACCCAGAACACCAGUGACGUAUAGCCAGGACGGGCGAACGAUAAGCAAAAUGGGCAGUUAGAGAGAAAAACAUUACCGUGUAAUCGGGACCUUAGUCCAGUGCCAGGCGCAAAACUCAAGGCCUUGUCUGAAAAUGGAAUGCUGCAAUUAAUUAAGCUAAUUCAACUCAAUUAAAUUGUCCCCCUUAAAAUAACAAUAACAAUUAAAUGUCCUUGCAAGUUAGUGAAUGUAAUAUGAAUACAAAGAAAUAAAAAUUGUAAUUAUAAUAAAAAAUCAAAAUGUUACUCUCUGCACCUUAACAUUGCAUUUUAUUAACACUGGCUUAUAAACACACCAUCCUUUUACACUUCCAACUAAAAGAAAACAAAAAGGUUUUAUAUUCAAGCCUUCAUCUCAAUUUUUAAGUUUUAGUUUUUUAAGUGUAAUCAGCUGUGAAACAAAAAUACAUCCUGUAGUCUACACUUGAACAUGCACAAAUAUUUGAGAAGUGAUUUCAAUUGUUUAAAUAUGUGGUACACAUAGCCUAUGUAAAUGAAUGAAUAUAUCUUUGCUUUCCAACAUGUCAUUUGAAUUGAAAUGUGACAAAUAAAACAUCACUAGGAAUUGGCUGCUGCCACAUUGAUAUGAUAAAAUAAAAAACAACGAAAAGCAAGCAAAAAACUUCUAUUGCAUCUGAUUAGGUCUGAAGAGUUGUCCGCUGUUGGCAUUGUAUUCUCUAUGCCUACAACUAGGGAGAUGAUCUAAAUUAUAUACCUCAUAUUUUGUCCGGUGAGACUGCCAUUAGCGAAUCAUCUAAACAAACAUAGUAGUAUUGCCCUUCCCUGGUCCCUUUUCACCAAACCUCUGUUCUCUUAAGGCAUUUUUCCACAGAGACCCUGGCCGUGUCAUGCUGUGUCGUGUCGAGUGUGAACUCAGCCUGGUUUGUGUUAAGGGCGAGCUGACGAGCAGCAUUCUGCGCAGUAGACAGUGACUGCACCCACUCAGCUCGGUUCAGCCAGCCGAAAAAAGGAGGGCUGGAGGGUUUCGGAGCUUGCCGUACUUGCUAAUCAAGACACAAUAAAUGGCGUCCGAGGCAUGCCAUAUCAAUCUGUACCGGGUAGAAAACAGGCAGUGGAAAAGGGCCUUUUGAUCUCUUUGUUAGCUUAUUUGAAGAUGCACAGGCUUCGGUAAUGAUGAGUUAUCUAUUCAUGCAUUGAUGAAUACACGUUUUUUUCCCCAGGAAUAAUUUGAUCGAAUGUUUUUGAAUGUUUUCAUUCCCAACGGUUUAUAUCUUAAAACUCCAUCUCAGAAGUCAUGUUUUUCAUCUCUAGUAAAUCCUGAAAUAUAAGAAUCAUGUAUGUUUUUCUUUAUUCCGAAAAUGGACCACUAGUUGCUAUACAGUAUGUGUGAAUUACAUAAUGUUAUAGUAUUUAUAAAAACAAAUAUUAAGUAACUGUAAUAUAUAUCUUCUUAGGCAUUUCCUGAUAUGAAACUUUAUCUUUCCUAUAUGAUUGCUUGUAUUACAAUCUGAAUGUCUUCCAAAAAAUAGUCUUUCCUACAAAUGUAAUUCUAAUAAAAUGUAAUUUCUGGGUUUCUUUGGUUUAAUCUAUUGGUAUUACAGUCUGUUUUCAAUCUACAAAAGUAUAAUUUGACUGUUGAUUUGAUUACUUUAUUACCAAUAUAUUUCUGAACUCCUAUUUGUUUGUGCAUUUUUACCGGGGUAUAAUGUACAUACGUAUACGUGCCUUUGUACGUUUUUCCCAAUUUCUUUGUGCAUAGACGAGCCCCAUUGUAUGUCUAUGGGACCUGUGUUUGUCUUCCUCUAUGGUGUAUUUGUUGUUGUGCAAAUGGUCUAUUGAGCCAGAGAGGGAGUGUCGCCCCCUGUAGGUCUGUUGUGUCACUGUGCCUUAGCAACACUACUACUGUGCUGUAUAUAGCCAGCCUACAGCCAAAGUGUCAACGUGUAAGCUGCCAUCUCCUAUUGUUUAUGUGAAAAAUAAAACUCCUAAAAUGUCUGAAA
Engraulis encrasicolus (European anchovy) is the source of this 5137-nucleotide messenger RNA. RefSeq names its product thyroid hormone receptor interactor 10b (gene trip10b). NCBI's taxonomy places the organism in Eukaryota, Metazoa, Chordata, Actinopteri, Clupeiformes, Engraulidae. Bases 521 to 2062 code for a protein of 513 amino acids. The record is from RefSeq and is a predicted model, not a curated record. The transcript has 15 exons. Gene Ontology annotation, biological process: signal transduction. Gene Ontology annotation, molecular function: protein binding.